CGCACGUUAAGAGACAGACAAAUGUUCUAGAUUUAGUAUAUAUAAACAAGCACAGCCAUCCAUUUGACACAAGUGCAGCAUAAGAGUCUGCAUAGAAAAGCAGUAUCUGGCCUCUAGUGAUAACAACUACAGCAAAAAAAUGGCAAAGUUUGUGAUUGUUCUGGUGGCCACUCUUGCUGUUUGUGCAUCAUAUCCCUACCCACUAAAAUUUAUCAAUCCCAUUGAUGUGAUCAGAAAUCAAAUAGACAAUACAAUAAAACAGAUUCUUCAGACUAUAAAUUCACCACUUAUUAUCAGACUACCUCUUCCUGUACCUUCUACUCCUUCAAAAGAUGCACCCACAGUAGCUGAACCUCCUGCAGAUGCACCCACACCGGACCAACCUCCUGCAGCGGCUAAUUCUGCAGAUGCACCUGCAGAAGCUGAACCUCCUGCAGAUACACCCACAGAGGAUCAACCUCCUGUAGUGGUUAAUCCUCCUGCAGAUGCACCUGUAGAGGCUGAGCCUCCCAUAGUGGCUGAUUCUCCUGCAGAUACACCCAUAGAGGAUCAACCUCCUGUAGUGAUUAAUCCUCCUGCAGAUGCACCUGUAGAGGCUGAGCCUCCCAUAGUGGCUGAUCCUCCUGCAGAUACACCCAUAGAGGAUCAACCUCCUGUAGUGGUUAAUGACCCUGCAGAAGCUGAAAAUCCUGCAGUGGCUGACCCUCCUGCAGAUCAACCAUAGAAAAUGAACUGGCCACAGCUUAAUCUCAAUAUACAAUUGAAGGUUCUUGAAAAGUUGUAAAGAACUUUACACUUUAUGAUUAACAAAUCAGUCUAGUUACAGUAUCAACAAACAUCAUAUUCAACAAAAUAUUCUAUUGCAGUCAAUAUUUCACAUGAUUCCAAUUUCUGUAGUAAUAAGCCAAAAUGCAUAAUAGAAGCUGUACCUAACUAAAUAAAUAACGUUCCUCUCUAUAUCUGGUGUUGAUAAUAAAUACAGCAAAACCAAAAUCCAUACAACAUAACCAGACUCUCUUCUAUAAUUGAGAGUAUACAUUAUAAAACAACAGUAUAAGAUCUGGUUUCUUCUGCAAGUAAUUAUGGACAAGCCUAGAGUCAGUUUCAAAACAGAAGAACUGAGAAUCUCUCUUCACCAUUCUGUCCAGAAUAUCUCCACUGACCAUUCAGGUUUCUGUAUAGUUCACCACAAAGUUAUUUGUUUAUGAGUAAAAGCAGCUGAUAUCCAAAGUUACUGCCAUCCAAUAAAAGGUCUGAAUAUGCAA
This is a messenger RNA of Zootermopsis nevadensis, 1265 nucleotides long. RefSeq lists its product as uncharacterized. The record is from RefSeq and is a predicted model, not a curated record. NCBI's taxonomy places the organism in Eukaryota, Metazoa, Arthropoda, Insecta, Blattodea, Termopsidae.